CCAGGCGAUCUCUCCCUGGACCCCGACACCGCCAACCCCUACCUGGUGCUGUCGGAGGACAAGAGGAGCGUGAGGCUCCGGAGCGCCCCCCAGGAGCUGCCGGCCAACCCCAAGCGAUUCGAUUACUCCUUCUGCGUGCUGGCGGCGGAAGGUUUCGUCGCGGGGAGGCACUACUGGGAGGUGGAGGUGGGAGACGGGGAGAGCUGGGUGCUGGGGGCGGCCCGCGAGUCCGUGCGGAGGAAGGAGAAAAUCGACUUUGCGCCCGAGGAAGGGAUCUGGGCGGUGGGGCUCAACUGGAAGGGGAAGAAUUGGGAUCAGUAUCAGGCUUUCACCUCCCCGGAGACGCCCCUGUCCCUGUGCGAGAGGCCCAGGAAGAUCGGGGUGUACCUGGACUACGAAGGGGGGUGGGUGGCGUUCUACAACGCCGAUAACAUGGCCCCCAUCUUCACCUUCACCGCCGCUUUCACCGAAAAGAUCUUCCCUUUCUUCUGGCUCUUCUACGUGGGCUCCUCCCUCUCCCUUUGCAAUUGA
This is a messenger RNA of Leptosomus discolor (cuckoo roller), 531 nucleotides long. NCBI's taxonomy places the organism in Eukaryota, Metazoa, Chordata, Aves, Leptosomiformes, Leptosomidae. The record is from RefSeq and is a predicted model, not a curated record.